ACGGCAGAGCUAAGUGCAGCCGCCCGCCUCUGUCACUGGGAGACAGUCCACUUAAAUGCAGUUCCAGGGUUGCGGGACGCCCACCAGCAUCACUCCCCAUGCGAGGUGGCAAAUGCAACAUGUUCUCCAGCUUGGGGUGUCUACUUCUCUGUGGAAGUAUUGCACUAGCCCUGGGAAAUGCACAGAAAUUGCCAAAAGGUAAAAGGCCAAGCCUGAAAGUCCACAUCAAUACCACAAGCGACUCCAUCCUCUUGAAGUUCCUACGUCCAAAUCCAAAUGUAAAACUAGAAGGUUUUCUCCUGGGAUAUGGCAGCAACUUGUCACCAAACCAGUACUUCCCUCUUCCAGCGGAAGGGAAAUUCACGGAGGCUGUAGUCGAUGCGGAGCCUAAAUAUCUGAUUGUUGUGCGGCCUGCUCCUCCUCCAAGUCGAAAGAAGUCAUGCUCAGGUAAAGCACGCUCUCGCAAACCUCUCCAGCUGGUGGUUGGCACUCUGACACCAAGCUCCGUAUUCCUAUCCUGGGGUUUCCUCAUUAACCCACACCAUGACUGGACAUUACCAAGUCACUGUCCCAAUGACAGAUACUAUACGAUUCGCUAUAGAGAAAAGGAUAAGGAAAAGAAAUGGGUUUUUCAACUCUGUCCGGCCACUGAGACAAUUGUGGAAAAUCUAAAACCCAACACAGUUUAUGAAUUCGGAGUGAAAGACAAUGGAGAAGGUGGAAUUUGGAGUAAGAUUUUCAAUCACAAGACUGUUGUUGGCAGUAAAAAAGUAAAUGGGAAAAUCCAGAGCACCUAUGACCAAGUCCACACAGUGCCAGCAUAUGUCCCAAGGAAGCUAAUCCCAAUAACCAUCAUCAAACAAGUGAUUCAGAAUGUUACUCACAGGGCUUCAACUAAAUCCCCAGAUAAGACUCCCUUUGGAGGAACAAUAUUAGUCCAUCUUAUUAUUCCAGGCCUUAAUGAAACCACUGUGAAACUUCCUACAUCCAUAAUGCUUGAGAUUUCGGAUGCAAUCAAGACACAGUUAGCUAAGAAUGAAACGUUGGCAUUACCUGCUGAAUCUAAAACACCAGAGGUAGAAAAAAUCCCAGCACAGCCCGUAACAGUGACUGCUGAGUCAGUGCCAAGGACCACGAAACCCACUGUGUCUAGCGCAUUAGAAUUUUCAGAAAAAACCCUGGUUCUCAGUGAAAGGACCCCGGAAACCCUGCAAACUAUUCUAAUACCUAGGUUUGAAUUGCCACUGAGCACUCUAGCUCCGAAAAGGCUUCCAGAAUUUCCUCAGGCAAACACACCCUUUCCCUUUGAGAAGCCUGAGGGCACUCUGGCUUCGAGUGAAAAGCCAUGGAUUGUGCCUACAAGUAAAACAUCUGAAGAUUCCAAACUUCUCCCACCUCAAACUGCCACUUACGAUGUUUUCUCAAGCCCUGCGACAUCAGAUGAACCUGAAAUGUCAGAACCCCACACAGCAACAAGUGAUCCAUUUCUGGAUUCUGUCCCACCUAAAACUUCUAGAACUCUUGAACAGCCAAGGGCAACACUGGCUCCAAGUGAAACACCAUUUGUCCCUCAAAAACUGGAAAUCUUUACCAGUCCUGAAAUGCCACCUACAACAUCUGCUGCCCAGCAAACUACAUCUAUCCCUUCUACACCUAAACGACGCAUCAGGCCCAAACCACCAAGAACCAAACCUGAAAGAACCACAAGUCCUGGAACAAUUACACCUAAAAUUCCUAAAAGCCCUGAACCUACAUGGACAACACUGGCUCCCAGUAAAACACAAUUUAUUUCUUUGAAACCUAAAAUUCCUCUCACCCCAGAAGGGACACCCACCAAACCUGCCCCAGAACCUCAGACUCUACCACCAUCACAGUCAACUCUAGGACCUGGAACUCUGGAAACCAAACCUUCAACAUUAGCUCCACCAAAGACCAAACGACCAGGUCGUCGCCCCCGCCCUAAAACCACACCUAGUCCAGAUGUGCCCAAGUCCAAACCUGCUCUGGAACCUGCUACAGUACCUCUGGAGCUCUCGGUGCCCACAAUCGCGUCAAAACCAUCCAAAAGACCUAAAACCACACAUAGACCAGAUGCACCUCAAAUCCAGCCUGAUUCAAAACCACCAAAGCAAUUACUUCCUAAACCCCAAACCCCAGCACAACCAGUUACGCCACCAACUAAACCCGUCUUUGAGCCUGUUACAUUUGAGACAGAAGCUCCCUCCCCAACCAUAGUUCCUGCCACAGACCUUGAACCUGUAACUCUGAGAACUGAGAGUCCCAUGACAACGUUGGCUCCAAAAACAUCACAACGACCAAGAACACGCCGUCCACGUCCCAAACAUAAAACCACACCGAGCCCAGCUGCAUCUCAGAGCAAACUAGACUCUGAACCUAUUAGUCCUGGGACAUAUUUAGCUACAACAACAAAGAGACCUCGUCGUCCACGCCCCAAAGCUAAAACCACAUCCCAUCCAGAAGUACCUCAGACCAAACUGGUUCCUACCACAAUCUUUGAACCGGUUAUACUUAGAACGGAGGCUCCAGUGACCACACUAGCCCCCAAAGCGCCCCAGCAAACUCAUCAUCCACGUCCCAAACCUGAAACCACAGGGAGUCCUGAAGCCCUUCAGACCGAACUGGUUCCUGCUAUAGUCCUUGAACCAGUCACUCCUAUGAAAGGGGCUCCAGGGACUGCAUUUGUUCCUGUUACAGACCUUGAACCUGUUACUCUUAGAACUGAGACAUCUGGGACAAUAUUAGCUACUAAAACAUCACAAAGACCCCGUCGUCCACGUCCCAGACCUAAAACCACACCAAGCCUUCAAGUACCUCAGAACAAAUCCGUUCCUGCUACAGUUCUUGAACCUGAGACCCCAGGAACAACAUUAGCCUCUGAAACAUCACAACAGACACAUCGUCCACGUCCCAGACCAAAAACCACACCAAGUCUUGAAGCUUCUGAGUCCAAACCAGUUCCUACUGCAGACCUUGAACCUGUUGUGUUCAGAACUGAGACAUGGGUAACAACACAAGCUCCUAAAACAUCAAAACGGACCCGUCGUCCACAUCCCAAACUUAAAACCACACCAACUUCUGAAGCCCCUCAAACAAAACUGGUUCCUACUACAGAUCUUGAACCUGGCCCUCUUAGAACUAAAGCUCCAGAAAUCGUGGUUCUUCCUACAGCCCUUGAACCCAUCACUCUUAGAACCAAGGCUCCAGAAACAGCAUUAGCUCCUAAAACAGUACAACGAACCCGUCGUCCACGUCCCAGACCUAAAACCACAUCAAGCCCUGAGGCACCUCAGACCAAACAGGUUCCUGCUACAAGCUUUGAACCUGUUAUUCAUAGUUCUGAGGCUCCAGAAACAACAUUAGCUCCCACUGAACUGCAAACUCUUAUUUUGAAACCAGUGACAUCACCAAUCCUAGAAAUGACACAGAGUCAACCUGUUUCUGAAGUCCUGGAAUCGGUUACAUUAAGCACUGAGUCAUCAAAGGAAGCUCUAGCACCAACUGUAACAGAUUAUCUGUACCCCUCUGCCAAAACACCACUCAGUCCAGAGGAACCAAAGACUGGAGUUGUGGAAUCUAUUACAAAUGUGUCUGAACCACCCGAGACCACGCUAGAGACAUCUCCUCUGCUUUCCCAAACUAUAAUCCCACCCAGCCCAGAUGAGCCUUCGACCGAGCCGGCUCCCAAGCAAACACCGCGUGCUCCUCCCAAACCAAAAACAUCUCCACAUCCGAGAAUCCCACAAACACAGCCAGCCCGCAAGGUGUCCCAGCAUGUUACUUCAAAGCCAAAAACAUCACCAAGUCCAGAAGUAUCAUAUACUCCACCUGUUCCAAGAGAUGUGCUCCUUCCCCCUAAACCAGACCCUGAAGUCUCUCAGAGCGAACCUGUUCUGCAACCUGUUACCUUUAGAACUGAUCCACCAGAGACAACAAUAGCUCCUUUAGAGACACGAGGCAGCCCUUUCAUACCCAUGAUUUCACCAAGUACUACUAGUGAAGAGGAACUGCAAGCCACUCUGGCAGAAACAGACCAAUCCACCCAAGGAUUCUUCACAACUAGGAUUCCACUAACAACUGAAUUGGCAAAGACAACUCAGGCACCACACAGAUUGUAUACUCCUCCUGUGAGGCCCAGAAUACCAGACAAAGCACACAUCAGACCCAUUCUGAAUAAGACAACUAUAAGACCUAGUAGACUCAAACCCAGUAGGACUCCCAAAGAGAAUGGAAUGGAAACAGGGGUCAAGCAAGCACCAAAGCCAUCAGGUGCUGGUAAAAAUGUGUCAGUGGACUCUACCCACUCUACCAAAAAACCAGGCACUCGCCGCCCACCCUUGCCACCCAGACCUGUGCCCCCACGAAGAAAACCUUUACCACCAAAUAAUGUCACCGGCAAGCCAGGAAGCGCAGGAAUCAUUUCAUCAGUCCGAGUAACUUCUCCACCCCUUAGGGCCACACUUAGGCCUACUGAAGCCCCUUCAGAGAGAACAGAGACAGAUGAAAAGCAACCAACAGCUCCUGCCUCAGGAGAAGAUCUUGGUAAUAUAACUGACUUUAGCUCAAGUCCAACGAGAGAAACUGAUCCUCUUGGGAAGCCCAGAUUCAAAGGUCCUCAUGUGCGAUACAUCCAAAAACCUGACAACAGACCCUGCUCCAUCACUGAUUCUGUCAAACGGUUCCCCAAAGAGGAUGCCACCGAAGGGAAUGCCACCAGCCCACCGCAGAACCCACCUACCAACCUCACUGUGGUCACUGUGGAAGGGUGUCCCUCAUUUGUCAUCCUGGACUGGGAUAAGCCACUAAAUGAUACCGUCACUGAAUAUGAAGUUAUAUCCAGAGAAAAUGGGUCAUUCAGUGGGAAGAACAAAUCCAUACAAAUUACAAAUCAAACCUUCUCCACAGUAGAAAAUCUAAAACCAGAUACAAGCUACGAAUUCCAGGUGAAACCCAAAAACCCACUUGGAGAAGGCCCACCCAGCAACACAGUGGCAUUCAAUACUGAAUCAGCGGACCCAAGAGUGAGCGAGCCAAUUUCUGCAGGGAGAGAUGCCAUCUGGACUGAAAGACCCUUUAACUCAGACUCUUACUCAGAAUGUAAGGGCAAACAGUAUGUCAAACGGACGUGGUAUAAAAAAUUUGUAGGGGUGCAGCUGUGCAACUCUCUCCGAUACAAGAUUUAUCUGAGUGACUCCCUCACAGGAAAAUUUUAUAACAUAGGCGAUCAGAGAGGCCAUGGAGAAGACCACUGCCAGUUUGUGGACUCGUUUUUAGAUGGACGCACAGGACAGCAACUCAGUUCUGACCAGUUACCCACCAAAGAAGGCUAUUUCAGAGCAGUUCGUCAGGAACCUGUCCAAUUUGGAGAAAUAGGUGGUCACACCCAAAUCAAUUAUGUCCAGUGGUAUGAAUGUGGGACCACAAUUCCUGGAAAAUGGUAGAUGCUGCAAUCAGGAUCAAAAGUGCCUUCUGUUUAUCAUGGCAAAAAAAAUAAUUGGAAACACUAUAGUAUUUGUCACAUUCAUUUAAAGCUAUUAUGUUUACUAUGUAUUAAAGUUUAAUAGCCAUAGUAGAUGUUUAUUAGAAAUGUUGCUGAGAAUAUUUAUCAGGUUUUACAAAAUCAUUUUAAGAAAACAAGAUAUUGACAUUAACAGGAUAACAUUUUUAGGGAAGCUGGCUCCCUAUCCAUGGUAUUUUAAGAGAUCAUUUGUAUAUUAUUUAUCACUCUGUUGUAAUGAUGUUUUGAGAUACUUUUAUAACAAAUUUAACAUCAAAAACUAAUAUACUUUUAAAAAAAUAUUUACUUUUAUUAAAGUGUAUUCUUCUUACUGAUGAGUUAAUUCCAUAAAUCUCAACUUGGUUUAACUUAUUAGAUCAAAUUAUCUGAGCAUUUGUAUCUGGGGGAAAAAAGGUCCUAAUAAAUAUUCAUGUUUAUUUAAACUUCAAAUUUUUAGCAAUAGCUAAAUAGCUUUUCUGAAGCAUUUCAAUAGUUAACCAUUCAUGCCGAUAUACAUUUCCUUAAAUCUCUGCAAAUUACUGAAAACUGUUUGAAUCAUUAAAUUUGAUUUAGCUGCAAACUGAAUAGAAUAUCUGAUCUACUCAAUUUCAAAAUACACAUUUUGUUCUUUCUCUACCCAUAAAUAUGUUACAAUGUCUGAAUGUACUUUGUCAAACUAUCCCUUUAAGCAGGGAUUUGUCUUCAUACUGUUGUUAACAGAAUUCUAAUGGAGCUGUACGUAGAGACUGAAUGUGAAGCCUGAGCACAAAAGUAACGCAUGACAUCCCUACCACUUUACAGGUUAUGUACUCUGUUUUUAGACCUCUAGGAAUGAAUGUAUCAGAGAAUGUUUUCGUAAUUUUGUCUAACUCAACCUGUAAUGAAAAUCUCAUUUAUUUUUUAAAAAAAAGUCCUUCAUUUGCGGAGGGACAUGGGAAUGGUGCAUUGUUGCCCUCUUUCUGAAAGGACCUUGCCUCUGCUUCAACAUGCUUCAAGUUUAUCGAUGCUACAUUUUGUAUUUUUCAAGUAUAAACUCUGCAAUAAAGAGAUGUAGUUUUUUUAA
Molecule: messenger RNA, 6578 nt
Organism: Neomonachus schauinslandi (Hawaiian monk seal)
Lineage: Eukaryota; Metazoa; Chordata; Mammalia; Carnivora; Phocidae
Gene: ABI3BP
Product: ABI family member 3 binding protein
Exons: 68
Coding region: 99-5459 (1786 amino acids)
Biological process (GO): positive regulation of cell-substrate adhesion; extracellular matrix organization
Molecular function (GO): protein binding
Source: RefSeq, a predicted model, not a curated record